Amoebophrya sp. A120 is the source of this 2735-nucleotide messenger RNA. NCBI's taxonomy places the organism in Eukaryota, Dinophyceae, Syndiniales, Amoebophryaceae. The record is from the annotation of a GenBank genome assembly.
AGACAGCUGGACAGGGAAAGCAGCUUUUCCGAGGAGCACGACCUUUCUGGAGACUGAGCUAGACUAACAGGAGAGUCGCACAGUAGCAAAGUCAUAAGUAGUUCCUAGCAGCUUGACAUUUAUGUAUAUAAACGCCUGUUGAUAUUUUCUAUUUAUGUAUUUAAACGACGCAUGUUGUUAUAAAAGUUGACUUUCUCGUACCGUCUAAGUAGUCAAAGCGUUUCUCAUCUUUCUUCACCGCUAGAAAAAAUAUAUAAAAGAUUAUACUUUUUUAUCAAACACCAUGACGAUGCAACUAGUACCGAUCUUGCUCUCGACCAUCUUGAUGGUGAGCGGCAUGCAUGAUGGCAGCUUAUUUGUGCGCCGGGUAUCUGUGCGAAAGGACCAGGAGGGCCGACGAGGGGGAGGAGGCGGAGGACGCAAAAAAAAGUUGAAUUCAUCACCUACGAGUAAAUUUUUUGGCCAUCUCUAUGGUGGACGACUACGGAAGUAUAGCGCGAGCGCUGCGAGAAAGAGUUUGGGCGGUUCGUGGCGGGCGGAGAUGGACUCUAAAGGAAUCGAUGUGGACCAGAUUGAGGUGCACCUACAGGCAACAGAUGCGAGCACGGGAGGUUUGACGGAGCUUCGGUUCAAGACACCGUCAAAGACGCCAAUCUGGAAAUUCCUGCGCAGGCUGCGCCACGAGCUAAUGACGCACGCUUCACCUCGCCCGUCGUCCGCCCGCGCACGAAAGUCGUCGCGUAGUUCGUCGUCCAGGAGAAAGAAGUCUCCGAACAUAUCCUCAACGGCACGAAUCAUCGACGGGCAACUCGGCACUUUGCGUUUGCAGCAGCUGGUGCUCGGUGAUGGAGCACCGUUGGAAAUCCCGACACUGCUUUUCGAGGAACCAAUCGCUCAGUGGUUUCGCGGAAAACAGAGUUUUGCUAUCCUCGGUCUCAUUUACAGUAGUGAGAAAAUCAUGAGCCGUUCCGCUUCCGCGUCUGGCGCCUCUCAACUGCUCAUGGGAGAAGAACGAGCGUCGCAGAAGCACCGGGUACGCGAUAUCCUGUGUGGAUCCGUGCAGCAUCCGUACGGCGGCGCACAGCCCUUCGAUUCCAUGAAAGAACUGCAUCACGCCUUGGCGAGUGGAGAAAGUCUUCUUUGGCCAGCAAGCACGAAGUACGGCGGAGCGCCAAACCUUUCACUGUUGCACUGCGCCAUUCAAGCUGGCAAUCUAAGCGCUGUGCGGGAUCUCAGUCGGCUGAUGACCGCCGGAGAAUGGAGCGCACAUGAGAAAGACGCCCCACAGCAUACGCUCCUGUUCGCCUUGCGACUUUUCGUUCAGGCAAAGAAUCGGAGCUCCGAAGGAGCGGAGGAACAGCAACAGGAAGUGUCAACGCGGGAAAAAGAACCUCGCGGCCACGAAGAAAUAUUUGCACCUUCAAGGAGCAAGUAUGAUGACGACGCGCGCCCGCCUCCACAGUACGAAGAAAUUGUGAGCUUUUUGAGCCAGCACCCGUCGUCCCUCUUAACCUACGCCCGGGCACUUGAUGCCCUCUUAAAGACACCUGCGAGCCCGAAAAACUUUCUUGUCCCGGGAAAACUAUCGGAAAAAUGGCCAACCUAUAACACAUAUAAUCCUCUUGACGCGCUUCCGCUUGAAGAGCCGUGGCCCGCAGGCCAGCGCGAGAUCACAGACGGUGCACAGCAGGCGGAUGGUCUUCUGAAGCUGCUUCCCUGGAAGCCCUCGCAGAGCUCGGAACAGUCGCUGGAGCACUCGCAGAGCUCGCAACCCUCGAUUGAGAUUGAUCCCGAACUCGAAGAAAACAAGCAAAUACUGCGAGAAAUCCUCACGCGCGGUCUUGAGCCGCCAGAAACGAGAUUGAUUGUCGCAGACAGGACGAGCGACAGAGUGGAAGACGACGAGAAUUUGGUGCACAAGAUUUUCGAUCCGGAACAGUACACGGAGCUAUCCUAUGCGCAGCGCUCUGCGUACGCGAGGGUAGUGGUUGACGUUUACCUCGAUCGCGAGGCCCAGCGGGGCGGGAGGUACGGCAAUUCUGAGGCUCGCGAGGACGAGCUGCGACGACAACUGUUUUUUCUUUAUUGCUUAUCAUAAAAAUAACAGAAGUUUCCACCAACGUGCAAUUUUUGAAAAAGUCACAAAAUUGCAAAAUUUGAAAAAAUGUUGUGUUGGUCACAAAUUUUUGAAUAUAUGGAACAAAGAAUAAGUGUAGGCACAUGCCUGUAGUGAUAUCCCUACUUAACGACAGAAAAAAUGAAGAAAUUUCAAGAUUUUUUCAGAUUUAAAAAAUUUUAGAAAAAGUGGGCGAGUGGAAAUAUCGGUGAUUUUCCAGAUUUUUUGGGUGUGUAUAUGUAUUUUCGAAGUCAAUGGCGCCCAUGCUCUAUGUGACAAGCCAGACAUAUAGCACUUUGCGCGUUUUUUGUCCCACUGUACAGGAUUGCACUGACGCUGACCCUUCUGGAAGAUCCGUGGGCUUUACUGUAAAGGCACCCCCCCCCUCCCAGGCCCCCAAGGGCCUUAUCCUCGCGAGCAAACGUUUGACCGUUUUCGUUUUCCAAUGUGCUCAGAAAAACUCGCACUCUCACGGCCAAGUUGCGAAAUUUUGGAUGACGAAAGGUAUCACCCUGUUGGCGACAGGACGGACUUGCGGAACUUUGUAGGAUUGUAACAAAUUUGAACUGAAAUUAAAACCUGUAAAAGAGUAGACACCGAUUGACUGACUGCUAUGCGG